UCAAUUGGAAGAAGAAGAAAUUUCCGGACGGACAACCUUCCUGACCAUAUUUUCCACUCUCUGUACCUCUCUAGACCAAUCCCAAGUGACUGAACCACAAUCAAAUUCAUUCCAGGGUGCGCCACCACAAUGUCCUACCUCACGAACUUCACCAACGAGACGGGAAAGUCAAUUCUCGUGGAUAUCCUCAAGACAAUCAACCUCGCUGAGAAUUCCCAGAAAAUCACGGAAGCAAAAGCAAUUGCGGGGAAGGAGAUGAUCGCCAUGAUGCAGUAUGUCUUUCCCAUUGUGAUGCAAAUUCAAAUUGAUGUGAUUAAGAACUAUGGAUUUGCGGCGAAUCGCGAGGGGCUCGUGCAAUUUUCUCAGCUCAUCCGGGAAAUUGAGGAUCCUGACAUUUCAAAGCUACGCUCACAGAUUCGCUCAAUCUACCUACCACCAAUUGCCAUCAACACGACAAAUGAUAUUCUCAUCUAAAAGGAACCCUCUAGAGAACCCUCUACUAAGGAACCCACCAGGAUAGCGGAUCUGGAGCCAAGAGACUGGAAAACAUUAUAUUUAAAGAAAAUGCACAACUUUUGAUAUAUGCGACAAGAGCAAUUUGUGAAAAAACUGCCACUUACACCAAAAUUUUCAUUUUUGUAUUCAUUUGAAUAAAACUUACUUUUUAAGUACAAACUAA
Lutzomyia longipalpis is the source of this 679-nucleotide messenger RNA. RefSeq names its product protein C10. NCBI's taxonomy places the organism in Eukaryota, Metazoa, Arthropoda, Insecta, Diptera, Psychodidae. The transcript has a single exon. Bases 130 to 474 code for a protein of 114 amino acids. The record is from RefSeq and is a predicted model, not a curated record. Gene Ontology annotation, biological process: post-embryonic development.